GUAGGGGGUUGUUGUUGAACCCGCCAUUCCUCCCACCCCCGCGUGCGCGGCUUUCCCCAGCUUUGGCCAUCCCAUACUCUGGACCAGCAAAGCAGCGGCCCUCCAACGUAUUACAAGCAAUCCGGAAGAAAAUAGAAGGUCUUUUAUUCACAUAGGGGACGGGGAGAGAGAGGAUGUCACCCACUGCCAACGAGCCCGCACGCCACUGUUACCGCAAGCAUGCAGGAGAUUAGUGGGACGUCGGCUUUGCCAAGUUACUCCCGGCCACCGAGGCGAUCGGUGAGGUCCAGGGAAGGAUGUCUGACCUGCAAACGUCGCAAGGUCAAAUGUGACGAGUCCAGGCCCCGAUGCAGUCAUUGCGAGCGUCUAAACCUGGAAUGCAAGUGGCGGCCGCAGAGCAGUAUCGCCGCCGCUCACUCGAUGCUGGCAGCCGCAGGCCCUCCGGGGUCCGGCCACAGUCCGGCCGUGCCGUCCCAUGCUACCGAUGCCUCCGUGUCGCCGGCUGCGUCUGUCUUCCAGCCUAUGCAGGCCGUCGAUGAGAUAUUCGACUAUGCCAGCUUCAUGUGGGACGCUGGCGAUGCCUGGCAGCAAGUGAACCCGGAACCAGGCCCGCAGAUGAGCCUCGAUGGACAGGUUUUGCGAACUCACUAUGGGGGCCAGCCUCUAGGAGGUCGGCAGGCACCACUCAUGAGCAGUCCGCCGAACCUCAGCUUCCCGAAUCGAACUGCCAUGGACAACCUGCCGGACCCAUCACCGAUUCCCGAUGCCGGCAGUCAGUCAGGGCAGGUCAUGGCUCUGAAUGUACCGACAGAAGAUGACCGACUGAUGGACUACUUCAGCCGUGUAGUCGUACCACCUAUACUCGCCGAGGUCGAGACACAGAAGAAGUGGCUAGCGAUCCGCCAGGUCGUCGUGGAGAUGGCCGGCGCGUGUCAGAUGGUCAAGUGGGCAGUCCUCGCCUUCUCAAACCUCAUGUUGUCUCGCCGCGAGAGUACCUGGCUCGCCAGCCCCGAGGAUCAUUACCAGAAGGCCGUGUCGGAGGUGGCAGCUUGCGGCGAUGAAUCAUCACGCGUGACUGAAGGCCACAGCUCCCGCCGAGAACAUCUGCUAGCGACCCUCUUCUUUCUGAGCUACGUCGAUAUCCUGAGAGGACAGAUCAAGGCGGCGGACUCCUUUCUGAAACGGGCAUAUGGGCUGUUCCAGCAAGGGGAGAAGAGCAGCUUCGCCGCCAUCGAGAAGCAGUUCCUGCAGUGGAUGCGUCUCCUCGACGCUCGCGCCGUCUCCGCCGGCGGGCAAGGGCUGCUCUUGUCCAAGGAUGACGAGCUGCUCCUGGUCGAAGCAUCGCCGGCAAGCUUCGACGGAGGCGUCGCCGACUCGGCGAGAGAGGACCUCGCUGACGGCGACAUCGAAGACGUCUUGUUCCAGGUUUUGUAUCAACCCGGAAUCGUCUUUUUUCAAAAGGUGCAGAGCUUCAUGGGACGGAUAUCAAAGAUCGACCCUUGGCACCGAUCCCGCGGCACGGUCGAGGACGAAACGGAGGUCAUGAACAUCGGGGCCGCCAUCGCCGCCGAUCUACGGACCCUCUACGAACAGCGGCCGCCGCUGAUGGACUACGCCGUGGCCGGGAAGCUGACGGAGCCUCACGUCUCCCCCCAUCUCGCCUUUGUCAUAACCCGCGCUUUCCGCACCUACCUCGCCAACUACCACGCGAGCAAAGUCCACCUGCACAGGGUGGCGUACAAGUCGUUCCCGCUGACGAAGGAGGCGGACGACGCCCUGGGUCAGAUCCGACGCCUGGCCAGGCUGCUCGUCGACUCUCUGGACGCAGACAACUCGCUGCCGGUCAACAUGCUUUGGCCUCUUCUGAUGCUGGGCUCCGAGGAGCAGGACCCCCAAGAGAGGAUCUGGAUCAAGACGCAGAUCCUGCGGAUGGAACGGGUUGCCGGCAACGCCAAGAUCACGGCCCAGGUGCUGGAAGAGGUUCAGGCUAGGCAGGAUGCCGAGAAGGUCCGGGUUGACAUCCGAUCUGUCAUGCAUGCCAUCUUCAACUCGUGCUUCGCAAUAGUCUGAUGCCAACGGGGCACGAAACAUUCGCGCGGCACGCCGAGCACGCCAGCUUGCCCAAGCCGCCGUAGUCAUCUUGGACGGUCACCCAUGAAGAUUCUUAUAAAGUUCUUCAAAACUUCUACAUGGAUGGAAGACAACCGAGUAGCAGCUGGAGGCCGUAUGUAAGUGUCACUGCUGGACGUUGGUAAAAUCUACAAGACGACCGAUCUCGCAACACUCAGCACCAAACAAGCAAGCAUCAGCACAGCUAUUGAGAUACCCAGCUAAUUCAAUGUACAUAUCACCAUUUAUCUUUUGCGCCGUUGAACCUCUCCACGUUUCCAAACCAACUGUUAACUCUUCAAAUGCACUUGCCCAACCGCACCAUCGGCUAGAGCCGAUGGGGCCGACACUAGCGCAGCCGACACGGGUGGAUCCCGAUCGGAAGACCCGCUUUCGGCCGUGAGACCAGCCCACCCCGAUCGGGAGAAGCAUGCCUCUGGGCCGCAUCGGACUCCUUUCACUGGAGCACGACAAACUUAUUCACAACAGAUGACCACGAAAAUGAUGGAAUUGCGGGAUGCGGGAUGCGGAGAGUGCACCAUACACCCUGUCCACAUCUGGAGACACCCCACAAGAUGACCGACUCAUUGCAUGGGCGGAUUCAUGCCCGUGGAGAGGGUCGGCUUGUCGGGAAUAUGUCACCCUGAGGAGCCCCGCGGUUCGAUAUCCAGCGCGGGGUCAAAGACUCCGAGGCGCGGAGCUCUGCAGAUACUUGUAUUGCCCAGUUCCGUCACUCCUCACUCCUG
Messenger RNA from Colletotrichum destructivum, 2855 nucleotides. Its product is annotated as Putative zn(2)Cys(6) fungal-type DNA-binding domain, fungal transcription factor. Gene Ontology annotation, biological process: positive regulation of transcription by RNA polymerase II. The transcript has 3 exons. Gene Ontology annotation, molecular function: DNA-binding transcription factor activity, RNA polymerase II-specific; transcription cis-regulatory region binding; zinc ion binding. Lineage: Eukaryota; Fungi; Ascomycota; Sordariomycetes; Glomerellales; Glomerellaceae. Bases 220 to 2070 code for a protein of 616 amino acids. Gene Ontology annotation, cellular component: nucleus. The record is from RefSeq and is a predicted model, not a curated record.